This is a messenger RNA of Malania oleifera, 899 nucleotides long. Its product is annotated as large ribosomal subunit protein eL33w. The coding region runs from base 109 to 480 and encodes 123 amino acids. Gene Ontology annotation, cellular component: cytosolic large ribosomal subunit; ribosome. Lineage: Eukaryota; Viridiplantae; Streptophyta; Magnoliopsida; Santalales; Ximeniaceae. Gene Ontology annotation, molecular function: structural constituent of ribosome. The record is from RefSeq and is a predicted model, not a curated record. Gene Ontology annotation, biological process: cytoplasmic translation; ribosomal large subunit biogenesis. The transcript is spliced from 3 exons.
GUCACAUAUAUUGUCCAGUUUGCUUCAACCUCCACCCACUGCUCGUUGUAGGGUUUUUGCCUCCCCUUGCCGUUGUGCGUUAGCUUGUCGGACAAAGCUUCGAUCGAAAUGGUGAAGGAACGCCAGGGAGAGCGAGUCAGACUCUAUGUACGAGGAACGAUUCUUGGGUACAAAAGGUCGAAAUCGAACCAGUACCCGAACACAUCGUUAAUCCAGAUUGAAGGUGUGAACACGAAGGAGGAGGUUGCGUGGUACUGCGGGAAGCGCAUGGCUUACAUCUAUAAGGCAAAGGUCAAGAAGAACGGUUCGCACUACCGCUGCAUCUGGGGUAAGGUUACAAGGCCUCACGGUAACAGUGGAGUCGUUCGGGCUAAGUUCAAGUCGAAUCUUCCUCCCAAAUCCAUGGUAACCACGCACCAUUUCCAGUUGCUUUUUUUUUUUUCUUUUUCAAUUUUAAUUGGGUUUGAAAUUGCAAUCUGAAGUGCCAUUUUAAAUACUUAUUUUGCACAGGGAGAUAGAGUCAGGGUUUUCAUGUACCCGAGCAACAUUUGAGGUAUUCGUGCAUUGCCUUUCCUCUUUUAUACAAUAAAAGGAAUAAUAUUCAUCUCCUUUUAAACAUGUUUGGAUAUGUUAUUUAUUUGAGGGGAAAGCGGAACCAUCCAUUAAAUGUUUUUGAUGUUGUGUUUUGAUAUUGCUUUACUCUGGUUUGUGCAUCAUGCGACCCAUCUUUAGGAUCUUUGGUUUACUGAAUAUUUCCCACUUUUUUUUUUCUAUUUUUUUAGCAGACAUGGAAUUACAAUGGUCAAUUUGUUGUUAUCGUAGCAUGUGAUUGUAGUUUGAACUUAUGGAUGUAGUUUUAGUAUUGUGAAAGUAGCUCAAUUAUGUUGUGUGUGCUUUAA